Merops nubicus (carmine bee-eater) is the source of this 367-nucleotide messenger RNA. RefSeq names its product F-box protein 42 (gene FBXO42). Gene Ontology annotation, molecular function: protein binding. NCBI's taxonomy places the organism in Eukaryota, Metazoa, Chordata, Aves, Coraciiformes, Meropidae. The record is from RefSeq and is a predicted model, not a curated record. The transcript has 2 exons. The annotation marks the transcript as partial.
AUGGCCAGCUCCUCAGACAGUGAUGAUGAUGGGUUCAUGGCCGUGGAUCCCGAAGACGCCGCGGCCGAAGGGCUGAUGGAACAGGACGACGAGCCCCACGCCGAGCUGGAGCUGGAGGAGACCAGGCACAACAGAUCCAUGGUGGAGCUCCCAGAAGAGGUUUUGGAAUAUAUUCUCUCCUUCCUUUCGCCUUAUCAGGAGCACAAAACUGCUGCCCUUGUCUGCAAACAGUGGUAUCGACUCAUCAAAGGUGUGGCCCAUCAGUGUUAUCAUGGCUUUAUCAAAGCAGUGCAAGAGGGAAACAUCCAGUGGGAGAGCCGCACUUACCCCUACCCCGGCACCCCCAUCACCCAGCGCUUCUCACACA